Messenger RNA from Poeciliopsis prolifica (blackstripe livebearer), 9302 nucleotides. It is a transcript of the gene fhod3b, whose product is annotated as formin homology 2 domain containing 3b. Gene Ontology annotation, biological process: cortical actin cytoskeleton organization; actin filament network formation; sarcomere organization. The transcript has 29 exons. The record is from RefSeq and is a predicted model, not a curated record. Bases 359 to 5224 code for a protein of 1621 amino acids. NCBI's taxonomy places the organism in Eukaryota, Metazoa, Chordata, Actinopteri, Cyprinodontiformes, Poeciliidae. Gene Ontology annotation, cellular component: cytoplasm; cytoskeleton. Gene Ontology annotation, molecular function: actin filament binding.
UUGCAGACCAGACACCAAGUGCAGCAGUCGCGUCCGAACACCGCAGUCUGCCUGCAAUGCCCUUGGACACUGUCGUUACCGUCCACCUCUGCAGCGCUCUGACCAGUCCGGUCUCCCGGUGACUUAUCCAGGACCAAAUAUUGCGGCAGCUCCGUCUGCGCAUUGUGAAACGCAUGGGGAAGCGCCAAGGAUAACAGAGAUCGCCACUGCAGAGAACCUGCCGGUAGUUCGCAGCCCCCGCAGCAGCAGCAGCAGCGGGAGGAGGAGAAGGGGAAAGAGGAGGGUUGCGCUGGUGUCAGAGGCUUCAGCGUCGCAUCCACUAUUCUGAUCACUUCCUAUCACCUUGAAUGGAUACAUCAUGGCUACGCUUACAUGCAGGGUGCAGUUCUUAGAUGACACCGACCCUUUCAACAGCACCAAUUUCCCAGAGCCCACCAGACCGCCUCUGUAUACCUUUAGGGAAGAUAUUCCUCUGAUCAAUCAGAUAGCUGGAGUCCACAGGCUGCUGAAAGCACCACACAAGGCGGAUGACUGUGCCCUCCAGCUGUCCCAUAAUGGAAGCUAUUUGGAUUUGGAGUCUACCCUGGCAGAGCAGAAGGAUGAACUGGAGGGAUUUCAGGAGGAUGGAGGGAGGGGCAAGAAACACAGCAUCAUCCUCCGUUCGCAGCUUUCAGUCAGAGUUCAUGCCUGCAUUGAAAAACUUUAUAACUCCAUAGGACGGGAGCUGCGGAGGGCUCUUUUUUCUCUGAAGCAGAUUUUUCAGGAUGACAAAGAUUUGGUUCACGAAUUUGUGGUAGCUGAGGGACUGACAUGUUUGAUCAAAGUGGGAGCUGAAGCGGACCAGAACUACCAGAAUUACAUCCUCAGGGCUUUAGGCCAGAUAAUGCUGUACGUGGAUGGGAUGAAUGGCCUCAUAUCUCACAAUGAAACAGUCCAGUGGCUUUACACCUUGGUUGGCUCAAAGUUUCGUCUGGUGGUGAAGACGUCCCUCAAGUUGCUGCUGGUGUUUGUGGAAUACACAGAAAGCAAUGCUGCCCUCCUAAUAAAGGCUGUGAACACUGUGGAUACCAAAGGAGGUAAAAAACUUUGGUCAAAUGUCAUGGAAAUCCUGGAGGAGAAAGAUGGAGUGGAUACCGAGCUGCUGGUGUUUGCCAUGACGCUCAUUAAUAAGACUCUGGCAGCCCUUCCGGAUCAGGACUCCUACUACGACAUGGUGGACUGUCUUGAGGAACAAGGUAUUGAAGUGACGGCCCAGAGACAUCUAGGCAGAAAGGGCACUGACCUUGAUCUUGUUGAACAGUUCAACAUCUAUGAGACGAUUCUUCGUCAUGAGGAUGGGGACGACGAAGCCCAGCUGCCUCCAUGUGGCAGAAAGGACCGCCGCAGAGCUAGCGUCGGUGGUACCAAUGAGAGACGGGGCUUGGAGAGAAGACGGAGCCGGAGACAUUCGCUGCAGAACAACAAAGACCAUCCUUCCAGCUCGGCAUCUCCAAGCAACUCUUACUCCCUUUCCAGUAGUUUCCUUCCCUUUGGCGGCCAACGAGUUGAAGACAUCAGCGAAAGAGAAGAGGAAGAGGAAGAAGAGGAGGAUGAGGAUGAGGAGGCCGAGGCAGAUGAUGAAAGCCAACCAGACACUGAACCCUCUAGACAGGGCUCUCACAGUGUGGCUCCAGAUGUAGCAGACACUCCUAACAUGUGUUUGAACUUAAAGUGUAUGACCAACCUCCUCCUUAAGGCCAGUGAUCCUGCAGGGCAGAGAGACUUUCUCAGCAUCAAGACCAGGACACCCUCUCCUGUGUCCGUUGCACCUAAAAAGAGGACCUUUAGUCCUUGUCUGACAGAUACUCCACCUUCUACAACUUACUCAGCCAGAAAGCCCUGCUGGGCUGAGAGAAAAAUUUGUAACGGUAGACAUCCAACUCCAACAUCACCCAUCCAUCGCCUCAGUAACUCAACACCCUCUGCACCUGACUCCAAGUCUGACAGGACUGCAAUCGGGAGCUUGCUGACAUCUUCAUACAGGCAACAUCAAGAAUCUCUGGCUUCAGAGAGAGAGAAGAGACGUCUGGAAAGAGAGGAGCGUCUGCAGAGGAUUGAAAGAGAAGAGAGAAAUCGAUUCAAUCGUGAUCAUGUGGAAAAGAGGGAAGAAGCGAGACAAGUCAGAGAGGAAAGGUACAAAACAGUAGAGAGGCUGGCUGCAGAGGAGUUUGAUCGGGAGCGCCCUCGAGUGCCGACAAGAGGACGAACAGAAAUCACGCUGUGUUUGAGUCCAACUCCGACCAACCGCUCAGUGUCCCGCUGCUCCACAGUAUCACCCUCUAUCUCACAGGAAAAGACAGUCACGGUUGCAGAGCAGAUGUUGGGAACAGAAAACAUAUCAAGUGCAAACCUCAUCCCACAGAUUAGAAUCAAGAGUCCAGCGCCAGAACUACCAGCAUCAGAAUCGCCCCAAACAGCAAAUGAAACCGAGACAAAGACACGUGCGGUUGCAGGAAUUUUUACUACGAUACAGAGUGGCAAGAAAGGAGCAGCACAGCUGGAUGAGAAAGAGCAGUCGGGAAAAGAGAAGGAAGAGAAACACGAGCAGGAGAUUCUUACAGAACGGGAGCGGAUUGUUGAUGAAGUUGGAGCUGAGGAAGCAGAGGUUACAGAUGGACCAGAGGUUGGAGAACAGGAUGUUAAGGCGGAGGUGGAGUUAGAGGAGAAAUUACAACCUGCAGAUGGAGAGGUGGAGGACAGUGUGAUGCUGAGUGAGAAGGAGAGACAGAACGAGGAAGUAAAUGAAAAAGACAACUGCUCUGCAUCCAGCAUCUCUUCUACAAGCAGCACUCUGGAGAGGGAGGAGCGAGAGCAGAAGAUAACUAAAGACACUGACUCAGGCCAAUGGACUCAUUGUUUAAAGGACACAGAUGUGAAUGACCAAUGCAAGAAGAUUCUCAACAACAAGCGCUUCAUGCUGGACAUGCUUUAUGCCCAGAAGGCCGUCGCAGAGGAUGACAGGGAUGUCGGAGAGUCAGAGACGGAACGAUGUAAAUGUAAAAAGGAAACAGACGGGAGUGACCCUGUGGCCAGUUUGGCCAGCCGGAUCUCCACACUGGAGGCGAAUAGACAGGAAAGAGAGGACUGUGUAAAGAAAUUAGAGAUGGGCAAUCUGGACAACCACAGCAAUGUCAGGGCGGUGGCGGAGAAAUUUGGGGAUUUAGUCAAGGGUCUGACAUGUGCACUGGAGAUGGAGGCUCCUAAAGAGCAACAGCAGACGGACAAAUCAUCUGGUUCAGCCCCGAAAAAAGAGUCGGAUCACAUCUGGGAUCAGCUGAUGGCGUCCCCCAGGGAGCUGCGCAUCAAAGAAAUGGACUUCACAGAUCUUAGAGAGGAGGACGACAUGGACAUUUUAGAUUUGGAGGGCGUGGUCAACUCACCUUCUCCGCCGUGCAGUUCUGCCCUCCCACCACCUCCGCCUUUGUUUGGUUGUCCCCCGCCUCCUCCUAUUCCGGGCAGGAUGAUGCCUCCACCCCCUCCGUUUAUGGCUCCCAUACCACCACCCUCUCCUCAGCUGGGUCGAGGGGACGUCCCUCUCUUCCAGAAGAAGAAGAAGACCAUCCGUCUCUUCUGGAACGAGGUGCGUCCUGUAGACUGGCCUCGCAAAAAUCACAAGUUCUGUAAGGAGUCCCUGUGGUCCAAACUGGAGCCGGUUAAACUGGACACGUCUAAACUGGAGCAGCUGUUUGAGACCAAAUCCAAGGAGUUGUCAGUAACAAAGAAAGCAUCGGUUGAAGGCAAACGACAAGAAAUUAUUGUCCUGGACUCGAAGCGCAGCAACGCCAUAAAUAUCGGGUUAACUGUCUUGCCCCCUCCACGCACAAUCAAGACAGCUAUUCUCAACUUUGAUGAGUAUGCACUAAACAAGGAAGGCAUUGAGAAAAUCCUGACAAUGAUCCCCACAGAGGAGGAGAAGCAGAGGAUCCAGGAGGCUCAGCUGAUGAACCCUGACGUUCCUCUGGGCAGCGCCGAGCAGUUCCUGCUCACCCUCUCCUCCAUCACGGAGCUGUCAGCGCGCCUGCAGCUGUGGGCCUUCAAGAUGGACUACGAGCUUAUUGAGAAGGAAGUGGCAGAGCCAUUGCAGGACCUAAAAGAAGGAAUGGACCAACUUGAGAAAAACAAGACCCUCAGAUACAUCCUCACCACCUUGCUGGCCAUUGGUAACUUCCUCAAUGGCUCAAACGCCAAAGGCUUUGAGCUGAGUUAUUUAGAAAAAGUCCCGGAGGUGAAGGACACGGUUCAUAAGCAGUCCCUGUUACACCACGCCUGCGCCAUUGUGGUGGAAAAGUUUCCAGACAGCACUGACCUCUACUCUGAAAUAGGAGCCAUCACCCGCUUGACCAAGGUUGAUUUUGACCAGCUUCAAGACAAUUUGGCCCAGAUGGAGCGCAGGUGCAAAGCAUCAUGGGAUCACCUAAAAGUCAUCGCUAAACAUGAGAUGAAACCAGCAUUGAAGCAAAAAAUGUCAGACUUCCUUAAAGAUUGUGCAGAAAGAAUUAUAAUUCUAAAAAUAGUGCACCGCAGAAUAAUCAACAGGUUCCAUGCAUUUCUGUUGUUCCUGGGGCAUCCUAUCUAUGCUGUGCGAGAGGUUAGCAUACAUCGCUUCAGCAAGAUCCUGAGUGAGUUCGCCCUGGAAUACCGCACAACGAGAGAGCGCGUGCUGCAACAGAAACAGAAGAGGGCCAACCACAGAGAAAGAAACAAGACCAGGGGGAAAAUGAUAACAGAUAGUGAGGAUGACGAUGACAGUGAGAGCGGUAAAUUUGGAGGUGCCUCUUCAGACGCACAGGAGAGUCAGACUCAGGGUAUACACAGUGCUGACGAUGCAGCGGAACAUGAAAACAUGAAGGCCAUGUUAAAAACUGCUCUGACGGAUGCAGAGAGCAGCACAUCCACAGUGCCCGGACUAAGGAAUCGUACCAGAGGAGGCAGCCUCAGAGGACGUAUUGCUCCGUGGUGUUCUACCAGUGAUGACCCCGUGAACUGCACAGACGACACAGCCGAUGAGAUCAUGGAGAGGAUCGUUCGAUCCGCCACUCAGGGGCCCGGCCCGAGAACGCUACCUCGCGAAAGGAGACGAUCCCGACUUAACAGGAAAUCAUUAAGAAGGACACUGAAGAGCGGCUUGACGACAGAAGAGGCAAAUGCUCUUGGCUUGUCCGGUGGUUCAGAGCUGCAGGUGUGAGGAAGACCCCAAUCACGCUGGAUAUUAAGACGACUGUCGGCCCUUUCACUGCCCCCUACUUCCGAUCCAGACUGGAAACCCACCCUUCUCUAGUUUGACACUCAAACCACAGUGAGCUGGAAUGAGUUGUUUGGUUUACAUACUGUGACACAAGAGAGAGGGGAAAACCGCUGCAAAAGAUCUUAAUCUUAAACCUGUGGGCAGUAAAAACAGCUUUGCAUUCAAACCACUAAGCUUGGCUUUUGCUGGAUGAUCACAGAAUGACUGCUUUCGCAAGGCUUUAUCACGGUCAUCCUUCAAACACGACUCGCGUACAAGUGCCCACAGUUGUUUUGCUUUGUUUUGUGUGCGCCUAAGGCUGCCAGUGCACGAGCUUCAAUCCCUGCAGCCUUCCCCGGAUCCAAAGGAUUGAAUGUGGUGCAGAACCGGAACCCUUAAGAUGACUUUUGCUGGGGGUUGAACAACGUAUAGCUGAGCUAAAUGACAUUUCAUCUAUUGAAUAGAUGGCUUAGUGAAGAUGGUUAUUUUGUUGUUUACUACUGGGGUAUUUUGUGUUUCAUUUUGGUCCGAAAAGGUGCUUAAAAAAGGAACAUUUGCACUGGAUGUAAACGUUGGCUUUCAUUGGAAUGUGAGAUGCUUGACACUGAUGAACCACUCUGACAUCUUGACUGACAAUAUGCUCAUCAAUGUGCCAGCUUUUCAGUAGCACAGUUUUUAACGUGACUGAAGUGGACAGAUUCAAGGCAGAUGUGCAUUAGUUUACAGGUGAAGAAGGAAUUUAUUAGCGUAGAUAUAUUUUUUUGAAGAUUAUAACGAAACAAAAUGUUCAGUGUUGCAUUGUUGGAUCAAUUCUUAAAUAAAAUCUAAAAGGCUGACAAGUAUUCAAGGGAGGCAGGCACAGAUAGUACUCUUUAUAAAGUUGAGUUGUAUUUUAUAGAAACUAUGAGCUGCACAUUUCAGUGCCUUGCGGACAGUUAUUUAUUAAGACGCUUUCAGGGACAUGUGAUCACAUAUUGUUACUACAGAUGUGCAGUUUGUGUAUGAUAAAAUUAUUUUAAUGUUCAUCAGUCGAUGUUUUUAAACCCAUCAUGGCAAAACAAUUUUUUAUCUUUUUGAAGAUAAUGUAGUUUCUACAGCUUCAAGUUGUACGUCAUCCGAGUCCUACCGUUUAGCCUUGGUGUAAAAUUAGUGCACAUACAGAUCGAUUAAGGUAAAGGAGAUGUAAUAAUUGGCCAAACUAAUCUGUAGUUUAAAUGACAUUAAAGAAUGUGUCACUUUGUCCUUUAAAGGAUAUUUGAGUAUUUCUUUUUUUUUCUUUUUAGUACACUGCUGUGAAAAUCUGAAGUCAUCCCUUUUUUGUAUAUUUUGCCUUCAAAAGUCCUGACAACGGAUGCCAAAAAGGCUGUCUCAUUGUGUAUUCCCUGUAUUCACUAGAUUCUCACCUUCACUAUGAAUUUCCAAAAGGCUGUCAAUACUUCUGAGUACAGUAUGUUCCAAAUCAGUCAGAUUUGGAGAAGCUUUUCUGCAUUUUGCUCAGCCCUCCUGUAAACUGCUGAAAGUUUUGCUCUCAGUCUGAAUGGAUAAAAUCUUUGUUCUUCCUCUGACUUUAUUUUUAAACAUUUCACUGAUAUUGAAAAUGGCUUUGAGUUUCCUUUCUGUACCAAAUGGGUUUUGUUGUUGUUCUUUUUGUACAUCAGCCGGGUAGCGUUUAUGACUGGUGCAUUUACUGUUGGGUAUAAGAUUUGAUCUUUUAGUUUUUUACUGACAGGGCAGUGAUCAGGAGCAAUCAAUAUAACAAUUAUCCAUUUUCAAACACUAGAUGGUUUCUUGGUGCAUCUUUAGGAAUUAUUGUUUUACCAGUCAUUCUCAAAGAUGCAAAUUGUUAAAAAAAACAAAAAAAACAAUGAAAAGCAAUCUCAAAUGGCUCCUCUACUUUAUUUGACAGAUCUGCACCGGUGCCCAUCAGAGUAUAAAUAUUUAAUGCAGAUGAACAAUAAAAAGAGGUAAAGUUUGGCUUUCAUUAAAUGUACUUUGUAGCUCCUCAUUUAGCCCAAACAUGCUGUGGAAAUUAUCUGAAAGUAUAUCUGGAAAAAAAUUCCACAACAGGAACAGACAUUACUGGACAGGAUGUAAAGAAGCAGAGUGCUUAAAACAUAAUGUUAAAGAAGGAAAUGUCUAAUGUACUUUUUAAAACACAAAAUAAUAACAAUAGUCUAAAGUUCAAAAGGCUCAUGCAUAUUUUAAGUUUUUAUCAAUUUAUAGGCUAAAUGUUUAGAAAAUAUGGUUUUAUUGCAUUGGGACAGCUCAAAAUAAACAUUGUAACCAUAAAUGUUUAACCUCAUAAGAGAAGGAACCUGACUGCCCUGACUGCUAAGUUGUUUACUUGCACAUAGUUUGGAUUGACUCACUGUAGAGGGCUUGUGAAAUGCCAGCACGAUAAACUUCCAGCAGCACAGCUGGCAGCUUGAGCUGGACACAAAAACAGACUGGAUGCUGUGAAGGCAAUCAAAAACAAAAGCACAGCAAAUCUAUUCAGUUUUGUCAUCCAAGGAACAAACAUAAGCAGGGAAGCAGCAAUGGUGUAAUUGUUUUAUUCCAAACGACUAGCAGCUUUGUUAACUGACAUUUAUUUCAGCUCCAAAUUCUGUGUCCUCACUCAGUUCAGUGUUUUUCUCUUCAGGUGCUGGCUAUUCUGUUCUUCCUUCAUAACCAGAUGCAUAUAAACUCCCGUACGCCAUCAGAAGUUGUUUCUAGUGUCCUUUCGAAACACUAAAACUUUUGUUGUUGUUUAUAAAGGCAUGUGUUUGAGUUUUUCCAUUAUUUCUAAAAAUAGUGGAAUGAAAAAUUGGAUCAGCAAAAUUUAUUCUGACAAAGUAUUUGCAAAAAAACGUAUUUUGAGCUCCAACAGUGGAAUUUUCUCAAAUCCCUAAUAAGUUAAUUUUCUAUCAAGGAUUGCACAUAUUUAAAAUGUUUGUUCAAUAAAAUAAAAGUUAGAAGUGGUGCAAGACUUUAGCACAAUACAGUAUGAAUAAACACAUAUGUAAAAAAAGAUGAUAGGAACAUUUGCCAUCACAUUAUCAAAGACAAUGCUAAACUGAGCCAGACUUUAAAGUCAAAUAAAAUGCUUGCAUACAAAGACUCAUUCUGUGAUCUGUACAUCUCUUCUUUUUUGCAAUUACUUGUGAGUAUAUUCAGUUUUAACAAAGCUUAGAAUUUCUAAGGCAAAUGUAUUUACUUGGAAAUAUGUCACUGUAAAAGAUUUACAGCAAUUAAAUGUGUAAGGAGAAAAAGACUGGGCUGUUCAAAGUUCAAAGUCGUCUUUAUGUCAUCAUAAAAUUUACUCAACCUGGUCUUCAGGAUCACAUCCAUGCCACGUUGAACUGAUGCAGGAGCUCUGAUCAGCAUGGAGCGUAUGCACUGCAGUAUUUGGAGAAACCUUUGAAAAGCCCAGGUUUCUGAAAAAGAUUUUUAAUGGAGAGCUCUAUUUUGAAACAAAACUCAGAAACUGGAUUUUGGCUUUUCAUCAGCUUCAAGCCAAAAUCAACAGGCUCAGAACUGUGUGUAAUAAAAUACAAGUUGCACUUCUAGAAACAAAUUACUGAAUUCUAUUUUUGAUAUAAUUUAUUUGGAUGCACCUAUAAUUAAGGAAAGUGAAAGUAUCCAGACUGGACAAGUUAUCAAUUAUGAGAAAUAAUAGAAACUAUUUAGAAGUGUUUUUUGUUCAUCUUUGGCCCUGCGUGUUUCAGGAAAGGCUGAAAGUGUUAUUGUGAUAGUUAAGCAAAUUCAACCAUGACUGGCUUUAAGAAACGCAACUUUUUUUCUUUUCUUCCGAGCUUCAGAUUAAUUAGAUGCACUUUGAUUUUUUGUUUUGUUUUUACAAAAAGAUCAAAUUAACCAGCAGCUUCAGGUUGAAAGCCUUUGAUUUUCUUGCACUUCAUAUUUCUUACUUUUAGCCCUUAUGUACUGUGGCCUGUUGCAUCUCACCUCAAACAAAAAUAGUAUUAAAACCAAGGCUUCUGUUGUAUACAUCCCCACAGCAAAUCUAUGUAACUACAAUAAAAAAGCUCAUUGAAACACC